CACCGACCUCCCAGCCUAAUCCACCACAACACAACGACUGAGUGUUGCAUCCUUUCCCAGGCUGGGCUGGGUGCCAGCCCCUACCCUUAUCUUAUUAUCAAGCGAACGAACUCCGAACCCCGAACCGCCCCCCUCCGACUUUUCUCCUGCGCCACUUCAUCAUCCCCCGCUCUACUCGGCAUCAUGCACCAGCAAGCUCGCCAUCCGCCGCGAGUUGCAUCCCCCGCUUCCUCUCCCCAGAUGAACCCCUUUCGGUCAAACAACCCGAGAGAAGGAGAAGGACCGGCACCUCCUCAUGGGAGGGCUGGGUCGGGGCCCUUGGCUCACGACCCGAGUAGCUCUCCCAGUCCCGAUACAAGUCCGUCUGCCGAGUCGUACAAAAAGUUGGAUCAAAUCAUCCAGAAUUUCCAUACCAAGGCCGCUUCGGUCAUCCUCGACUCGCGCAUGAACCUCAGAUAUGCUUCCGGGAGCAAGGGUUCCGGGACUAGGAAGAUCAACAAAUGGUUUCAACUCGACACCGAAGACUUCGAGGAUUUCAAAGAAGACCUUCGGGCUUGGAGAACAUGCAGUGUUGUCGACAAUCACCCGCCGCCGCUCGUAAUCGAGACAUACCUCCAUACGUCACGUCUAAACCCGAGCCAGACUCUUGUCGUCGUGGACGAGAAUGGAAAGAGAUGGGACGUCAUGGAGGCUCUCAAUUCCUUCGAUUCGACCGACGAUCAUCCGGGCCCCCCUGCACGACGGACCACCGAGGUCGUCCUCGAAAGGUGGCGCAUCCAACUGAAGACCGACUCGUCCCUCGACCUCGACGAAUUCGGUCCCCUGCUGCCGACCAUCUACAAGAAAAUCAUCGUCUUCUUCCGCUCUCUCUUCGUCACCACUCGCGUGAUCCCGGCCUGGAAAGUCUCCCAACAAGCCCUCACCAAAGGUGUACAUCCUGCGCUGGAGCCGCGGUGCCGCAUCCGAAUGGGCGAGACCGAUCUCCACGGCCUCGACCCUGUCCGGUACCCGCUGUACGAUGGGCCUGGCGACGUGGCGACAGACUACGUCUUUGGAGACCUGGAUGUGCCGGUGGGCCGUCUAGUCACCUCUGUAACAUACCGGAACGAAUGCACGUUUCGCAUCGAGAAUUCCGAGUCGUUGCUGAGCUCACGUUUCAUGGGCAUCGACGAGGAUUUCUUCAAGCCCUCCUUGCCCCAGCGCUCGGUUCCUCGUCGGCAAGAGACCGAAGUCGGCUCGCUCCCCUCGCAUCGCCGCGGGCCGGGGGCUUUCCAGCCGCCUCAGACGUAUGGCAGCCUGUCUACUUUUCACGGGGAAGGAGCCAUCGCGACGAGUCCUAUCACUGCUCUCAGAGCCGUCCGGCCGCCAGGAUCCGACACGAGCUCACCGCCGGGCUCCGUUCCAGCCAGUGUCGACCAGAACCCCCCCCAUUCUCUUCCCGUGACGGCCAUGAGACCCCAGCUACGCGGCGUCGUGGCUGGCAGCGGUGCGCGGCGUCCUUCCGUGUCGUUCCAGCCUUUCAAAGCCGGCUCGCUCUCGGGGUCUCCCAUGUCGCGGACAUUGGACUCGGACUCGCCAGCUUCUCCCUCAUCAGCGACGACGCGCGCUCCAGGCGCGGCGGGGCUCUAUCAGCCGCGGAACCGCACGUCCCUGACGGCUGGCAUGCCUGCCUCCCUCCGCGGUGGACCGCCGCCGCCCGCCGAGGUUGUGCCUCCGGGUUCUCCCAGACCGGGCUCCACCAGUCGGUACAGCAGCAGCUUCACCCAUCGCAGAGGACGACAUUCCGUCAGCGGCGCGAGCAGAGCCGAUGAUGAGCAGGGGAGCAGCGGACGGCAGAGCCUCUCCUCUUCCGUUGCGCAACCUGGGUCGGGUCUCCUCGCGGAAGCUGGGGCCAAUGCUAGCUCGGGGUCCCUGCAGACUGACGACGACCAAAUAUCAGAGUUCCUCAAGGCGCUGGAGAGCAAGAAGACGCUGAAAAGCUUCGAGCCCACGGAAAGGGGCGAAUCCGCAACCAACAGGACGGUCGCCCAGCUCUCCAAGUUCCACGCCAUGAGGGAUUCCAACAACGCGCUGACCGAAUACAUGGCGUCCUCUCUGCAGAUGCAGCGGUCCUCCAGCUCGUCUAGCCGUCAGCUGUCCAAUGUGCCCAGCAUGGCGGCGCCGGCGUCGGCGUCGAUCUCCUCUUCGCCGGGGAAGCCCCUGUCGCCGCACACGCCGCACACGCCCAUCGUCCCAUCGCGGUUGAGCGAAAACGCAGUCAUUCGGUAUGGUACGUCUCGAACCAGGACGGAGCGGCGGGCGAGUACACCGCGCGAGGGUCCCAGCGAAGCCGGGAGGGAAGACGCGACACGCACGGCCCAGACGGCGACGGCGACGGCGACAGCGACAACGACGACGGCGACAACGACGGCGACGACGACGACGACGACGACGACGACAACGACCCAGGAGGGGGGAACCACAGCUAUCGACAUCCCGAUGUCGCCUAGGAUGGGCACGCAUCCGCGACGCUCGAGCUCGGCGGCGCAGCAGAACCGCGCGCUGGCGGAUGAGGAGGACGGCGGCGAUCUCGCCUUCGCGGCGAACAGGAGCGUCAGCCUCGGGGCCGAGGACCGCGAACCGCCGACGCUGAGCAUGCUCCUAGGCCGUCACGCGGAGGCGGAAGCCGCGUCGAACGCGGGCGACGGCGCGUCGUCGUCAUCGCUGCAACCGGCGGCGGAAAUCCACCACCACACGACACACCACGGGUCUUCCGACGGGUCGAAGCCUCCGGGGGGGUUGAUAUCGGCCCCGUCGAGCUCGCCGUUUGGGAGACGACGGUAUAUGGGCAUGACGGCGGCGGCGGCGGGUCGGGGCCAGACGCCGCCCCAGUCUUCCAGGGGAAGCUUCACGGGGUCGAUUGGGCGCUAUGGUUACGGCCGCGGCGGCGAGAACGAGACGAUGGACGACGAGCCGUUGCUCUUCGACAUGUCGGAAAUGGAUGCCCAAGGCAGACGCAGCGUCGAAGAGGGACGGGGCGGCGGACAUGUAGGUUCCGGUUCGGGAGGCCGGACGGAGUUUGAACCCCGCGGCGUUUCUCGAAGGGGAUGGUGAGCUCCCCAUAUGAAAAGCUCAUGGUAGGAACACUGAAACAUCGUUCCUGUGGAUACUAUUUUGGGACACAGACAGGGAUUGGGUAGGCGUGGGCAACCCAAGGGUUCCCGGGACGUAGUCCAGGGGAAAGAAAAAAAAAGGAAAAGAGAAGAAAAAGAAAGAAAAGCGGGAUGGCAGACAGGUAGUUUAUUCGGUUUCAUCAGCUCACCAUAGGAUGGGGGAUUCAUAUG
Messenger RNA from Sodiomyces alkalinus F11, 3323 nucleotides. RefSeq lists its product as hypothetical. Gene Ontology annotation, cellular component: phagophore assembly site; Atg1/ULK1 kinase complex; cytosol. Lineage: Eukaryota; Fungi; Ascomycota; Sordariomycetes; Glomerellales; Plectosphaerellaceae. Gene Ontology annotation, biological process: protein localization to phagophore assembly site; autophagosome assembly; piecemeal microautophagy of the nucleus. The coding region runs from base 184 to 3093 and encodes 969 amino acids. The record is from RefSeq and is a predicted model, not a curated record. The transcript is spliced from 3 exons.